UUGGCCGCGAGGUUUUACUUCCGGUUGCUAGCGCUAGGCGGCGAGAAAGUCGACACGUUCCAUCUGGCUGCCGCGCUUCUCAGGCUGUUUGUCGCCGGUGACUCUGAGGUGAGACGGGACGACGGGCCAGGUGCUAGGCUGGGAGCGCUGCAUUCGCCCGGGAGGGGCUGCCGCGGAGAGGACCCGAGACGGGCCUCCCUCUCUGUGCACUUCGUUGCCGCCAGGUCCGGGGCUGAGGAGCGGCCAGUCAGGAAAAGCGAGGGAAGCACCCUGCGCGGCGGUCUCAAGUCCUUAGCGACAGCAUUACCUCUAUGAACUUUCAAGCGGCACUGUUGUUUUCUGACCCAGCCAGAUCUCACCUUAUAUAAUUGUAGCGUUUCAGUACAAGGAACCUUAGAAGAUGGAAACACCAGCUCAUAAAAGCUUACAUGAAGACAAUAAAAAUGUUCUCAUGUCUCCAUGGAAAGGAAAAUUAACUAUUAAAAAUUGUGUGCUGUGUGAUAUAACUCUGUGGUCCACUAGUGGUACAGUAAUUCCAGCACAGUUACCACACAUACUAGAUUUUAGGUAUGUAAUACAAGUGUCAUCUUUGAAAGAAAAACUGCCAGAAGCUGCUUUGAGAAAACAGAUUUACUUGGAAGAAAGAGUCUGUUCCCAAGAUGUGUGCUUCAAUUUCUAUGAAGUGGAAUUGUCAAACAAACAAAGGAAAGAAAUAGAUAAAUUAAUAGAAUACGUGGAAAACAAGCAAUUGGCAAUCAUCAAAUGCUUAGAAGAUCGAGGACUUUUCAUUUUACUUUCAUCAUCAGCCUUAAGACCAGAGCCAGGUAUUGGAGAUGAACAGAUGGGUCUACGUGCGCUACAUUUAUUCCGUUCACCCCUGGCCACAGAGGUGAAAGUUUUGAAAACUGAAGAUGACAUCUCAUGGAAGCUGGCUCCCAUUUUACCUGGCCUUAAUUAUGCCCUUCUAGAAGCAAAGAAAUUCCUUCCUGAAGAAAGAACUCAUCCAAAUGUAUUAGUAAAGCAUAAUUUCCAAGAAUUGUUAAAGGUGCACAAAAGCCUUUCAUUGACUGCUGGUCCUCAGAAUGGAGAGACAGAGACUACAUUCUGUGAGGAAGUAUCCAGUAGAUUUGAUACAGUUUUUCCAACUGAAAAGUGCUCUGCCGAAUCUUUAACUCAGUUGAAGUCUUAUUUUUCAGAUUCUAGUGGUUAUACUUUGGAAGUAUCUACUGCAUUGAAUUUGUUAGCAGAACAUCCUCCAUCUCCUUAUAUUUCAGAUGGAAUUUGUGAUGCUGGAUUUUCUUUAGUUAUGACUCCAGAUCCUGAAUUUCUUGAUUCAGAGCCAGAAGUAAGAAAAACACCUCGAACAGAAAAAAAUUCUGAAGAAAUGUUUAAAUCUAAGAAGGCAGCUGUGGUUCCAUUGAGUGCAGCAUCAAAUCUGAGAAUACAGCCAAAGAGAAAGGCCAGCAUGCUGCCCAUAUUGCCUAGUAAAAGGGCAAACUUAUGCCGCCCAUUUGCCAAAAGAACUACACCUGGAACAGACCGAAGGUCCUACUCUCCACCAACUCUAAAGUUAGUCAAAGGACAGUUUCCUCAGAAAAGAAAAAGAGGUGCGGAAGUGUUGACUGCACAGUUUGUACAGAAAUCCAAAUUGAAUAGAAAAAACCAAGAAGUUCCUAUUUCUAAAGAUGUUCCAGUGGCAACAAAUGCUAAAAGGGCGAAGAAACAAGAAAAAUCUCCAGUGAAAACUGUUCGAAGGGCUAAGCCACCUAUGAAGAAAUCUCCGCAAAAACAAAGAGUAAACAUAGUAAAAGGCAAUGAGAAUCCCAGAAUAAAAAAGCAGCUACAACCUGCCAAAGAAGAAACUGCUUUACAGCUUCAAUCAGGAAUUUCAUCAGAUGGUCAAAAAGAUGGAAUUAACAUAAAUACAGCUCAACCACAAAGUACCACAGUGACUCAAAAAGAUCUUCCUGGAAACUCCAUUAUCAACUAUGACUCCCAGGCCCUAAAUAUGUUAGCUGAUCUAGCAUUAAGCUCUGCUGCCUCUCCCACACCAUUACAUGAGGCUAGAAACCUUCCCUGCUCCUCUGAAUUGCCACAAAAUGAUGCUUUACUCUCCAAAGACAGUUCACUGAGUGGUACUUCUGACCAUGAAUAUCAUAGGGGAGUUAAAAGUCAAAAAGGUAUACUAUUACCUAAAUCAUCCUGUGAUCAGAAGAAUAAUUCAGGGUCAGAUUCAACUGUUAGCCAAGAAGAAAACUCCGUUUCUUGUAGUCAGAUACCUGCUAAUGCCCAUUCAGCACUCCAUAAGGAAACAUUACAACCAAUGUUGCAAUUCGGUGCAAGCCAAAACACUCUUAUUAUUGUGGAACAUUCAUAUGCCUUGCUUCUUGGAGAACACUCAAAGAAACAUCUACAGCAGAGAGGGUUGCCAGGCCCUGCUUUUACCAAGAAUGGAAUAAAAGGCCCUGACACCAGAACUCCAGUGGGGAAAGUCAUGCCAUUUCGGCAUCUGCAGCACACCUCCCCUCUACAAAAGCUUUCUGAGGAUUCAUUGGUAAAGCGCAGAAGUCGAUUUGUAUCUUCCAACCUUAAAAAUAUUUUUUGCUCCCACGUAGUAGUUAGUCGUGAUGGGUCCAUUAAGAUCACUUUCAAAUGUGAAACAGAGUAUGCGUUCAACUUAGAUAGCAGAUACACGAACAACCCUCUGGAGAAAACUGUUGUAAGAGCACUGCACGGGCCCUGGAACAUCAAUUUACCUGAGAAUGUGGAAGAAACAAAGCUUGUACUUCAUAUGUGGGUAGCUCUAUUGCGCAGAAAUCGCAAUGAAGUCAUACAGUCAUCCCGAAAAGUGGUAGAACACAGCAACCCUGCAAAAUAUGUGUCUCUAAAUAGCACAUUAGAAUGUUUUGAACUCACUGAAAUUGAGGAAUCCUCCAGUGUGGAAAGAUGUUUGGUAGACCCUCUAUUGGAGACUAAUGAAAUGUCCAGAGGUCAUGGUGAUGAAGUAUCCUUCCGUGGUCCCAACUCCUUGCUGCCUCUCAUUAAACUUCCAUCUUCCAGAGCAUUGGAACUCUGUGUACACAAUGAACAAAAGGAAACUUUUGCAACAGAGUAUCAUGCAGAUAGCUCAGAGAGUCAGAAUUUCAUCUGUUCUUGUAAUAAUGAGAUAAUUGGAGGGAAAGCUAAGGAAGAAUCUACAGAUAAACUAGAAGCUUCUAAUCUACUUUCUGUUACUGGAAAUACUCAAACUAAUGGACCUUUUAUUUCUGAUGAAGAUAAAUCUUUUCAGUCACUUGAUAGCAAAAGAAUGAUUUCUUAUAACACUGGCACACAACCCACAUUCACCAAGACUUACAGUGAGUCCAGCAGUCAGCCAGAGAUGUGUAGAAAGUCUGUUUACAGCCAUCUUGAAAGCAGAGUUGAUAAUUUGCGUUCAGCAGUGCAGACAAACACAAGUGCAUUAAAGGAUGUUAUCCAGCAUCGCAGCCCUGUGCACAGUGAAUGCCAGUCCUCCUUGGAAAGUACAGAUGAUAAUAUGGAAUAUGUGGUGAUUAAUCUAGAACCAGUUACUUUCACUUUAGAAAAUAAUGCCUGUGUACCAGUACAUACAAAAGUAAGUAGAGUUGAGAAUCUUACAGCCUUUAGUAGUGAAUCAGUUAAGAAAGUGUCACCUGCUACAAAUAAUGGACAUACUCUGUCUUCAUUGGAAGAGACACAAACUGAAAGUGUUAGGGACAUUCCAUCUCUAGCAGUAUCAGGACAGAAAAGCACUAUGUACCUUUCUGCCUCUUCGGGAAAAAGAGAGACACCUGACGAAGAACAGCUUUCUUUACAGAAAGAGAUGCCUCUACCUAUCUCAUCACCAUCAUAUGAUAAAGCACUGAUAAUGGAGGCAUUAUCGUUAGUUAAACAUUCUAGUUAUCCAUCACCCAGUGAAGAAAUAAAACGCUCUCAAGAUGUCUGUCCACAGGCUCAAAAUCUCUUUAGCAUAUCUUCAGAAGAGAUAAUAGAGCCAUCACAGGUUGAAGAAGUCUUACCAUCAGCUUCUGCCUCUUUAGGAAAAAGGUAUUCCCAUGAUCCUGUCUCACCAAAAAGAAAUGUAUCUGAUGACUCUUUAGAACUAAAGAAUAACAAAAGUAGUUUAAGCUGUGAAAAUAUGAAUUUGGAAUCAUUUAGUUCAGUCUUUGCUGAACAAACCAAUUUGUCUAUGAAUGGGCAGGAGGUCAGCCUAGAGUUACAAGAAGAAAAUUCUGAUAUUGACCUGACUCUAACAAUAUCUCCACCUACAAGUCCCAGGGGGAAAGUGCCAGCUAAGGAAGCAGAGCAACUUCAGGAGGCUCCAGGAUCAAAUGUAGGACUUCAGGAUAUAGUUGAAAUAACUGAGCCAGAAGAGAUGACACUCAUAGAAAAAAGGGAAAUGAAUUCAGCCAGUGCAAUUUCAUCUUAUUCUACAGUGUCAAAAGAACCACUAGAAAACAAGGAGAGAAAAGGUGAUAGUAUACAAUCAAUUACUUUAAUACUUCCUAAACAAAAUUGUACCCUUGAGAUUGGGGAGAAAAUUAAUACUACUUCUGACUUUCCCUUUAAUUCUUUAAUUGAAGAAGUGUCACCAGCUUCUAGUCCUGAUCCCCUCAUACCAACUGAAGAAACUUGGUCCUCUCAGGCUGUCCCUCAAAGUAGUUUAAAACUUCAUGGUACACAGUGUGAAAAAAGUAACAAAUUCUCCCAGAUUGAGUCAGAAGAUUUAGCUGUAACAGAAAAAGAAAAUUCUUUUGUUGGUCCUAACCCCCUAGUGGGAGGAAAGAACUUAACUCAACUACCAAAGAGCCAGCUCUCUGCUCAAAUGCCUCUAAUAUUAACGAAUCAUCCAAGAACAAAAGAUAGACUAAUACUUCCUGAUAAAACAACUGAGGAAAUUGCUCCAAGUGAACACAGUGAAGGUUUGUCUUUCUCAGAUAAGGUACAGUGCCAUGACCCAGAGUUAAAUGACGCUGCCUUUGUUGCCAGUUACGGAAAUAACUUCAAGCCUUCUCUUGAAAAACAAGUAAAAUCAGGAAAUCCAUUGCAGCUGAUUAACAGAGAGAGUAAAAAUUUGAGCUUAAAACAUCUUGUCUCAGAGUCCAACCAACCCCCAUUUAGUUCUAGAAAGACUAUUGAAAAUAAGUCUUUGGUUGACACAUUGGUUUCUACAACUGCUCUAAGUGGAACAGUGGGUCUAUCAUUAAAAGAACAGGGCAGCCCUGAAAGCAUUAAAAGAAAUCUGUAUGAUAGUGACUUGAAAACAGAUGGUGGCAGUUGCAUUCAGGUUAAGUUUAUGAAUGCUCCCUCUGCUGAUGAAAUUGGUGCCAAGCAGGCACAUCUGCAUCCAGAGAUCCCAGAGUUUGGUUCUGCCUCAGAUAGUGGUGCAUUCACACAGUGUACGAGACCAGAAAGUAUAGGGCUAGGGUUUCAGACACAGGAGAUAUCAGUCAUCAGAAUGGCCAGUCUGCUUGGGAAUAGUAAAACUGAAAAUGAAUUACAUCAAAAAGAUACAGAUCUGGGUACCAUCAGCCUUCAGCCUAACUCCACAACUUUUACAGAAAGUGAACAAGAAACAGUCCACACACUGUCAGGUACAUCUGUAUGUGAAGUAAAAGAGCUGUCGAAAGAUGAGUUUUUGCCCUCUGAUGCAUGUUCUUACAAAAAUACCAUACACACCAGUGAAAGCAUCAGUGAAGAACCUUUUGCGGCCUGUGUUCCAGAAUCUGUUGAAAUUCUUACUUUUGGAGUUUCUAAAGAGCAUAUUGACAGGAAGAGCGCCAGCAAGAGGCACAAGGAUGACAUGGAUUCUGACGCCAUGGGCAGAAAUGUAGACAUGAGUAUGAAUCCUGACAUACGAUGUGAACUGCUUUCUGGAGAGUCUGAUGAAGACUCCCUUGAUGACUGUGGAAAUCCCAGAUUAGAUAUGGAGAAUUCUGGCAUUUUGAGAAGUUAUACUAGGAAGAAUGAACAUGCUACAGAAGAUGAUUAUGACUCUCUCAGCAGCUUAAACAACAGUGAUAAUGAAGCUCGUGACUAUUCUAAUGAAGUUCAAGGACUGGAGAUCAGCAGCACUCCCAGCAGCUGGGUCACUGGAUUAGAGAAAGCAGAUAAGUGUGUGCCACGUUAUGUCCAAAUCCGAGAUUUCCAUGGUAUCCCCAGGAAUUAUGAUAACUUUACCGUAACAAGAGAAUUCAAAGACAUGACAAGAACUUUGCAUAGAGUUAAAAGGUGCCCUAGUUUCACUAUAAACUGGGGCCUGCUCAGCUCCUGGACAAGCACUUGGCAAGUGACAGAUAACCCUACACAGAACACUUUAGAUCUGGAGUAUCUGCGUUUUACACAUAAGAUGAAACAAGUAGUGAAGAAGGAAGGCUCUCGACAACCUGACUUACCUCUGCAAAUUUCACUGCGAGAUUUCCCUUUGACAAAAAUGUCUGAGCCUCUAGUUCUACAUCCUACACCCAGGAGCAGAAGCCCCAUUCUAGUAACAGUUUUGCAUUCUGAUGCCAAUUUUUCCCAACAACAGAGUCAGUACAAGAGAAGCCGUAUACCCAGUGAUGUGGACAGUACCGCAUCAUUUUGUAAGGAAGGAUAUAGUCACAGUAGAAAUCUUACAAAUUCUCAGAGAAACCAGAAUGUUUCAUUCCAUCUAAACAAACUGAAAUACAACAGUACUUCAAAAGAAUCUCGGAAUGAUAUUUCACUUAUUCUUAAUGAAUAUGCUGAGUUUAAUAAGGUAAUAAUGAACAGCAACCAUGCUGAUUUGCAGAAUAAAGAGUUAAGUAGGGCUUCUGAAGAAGCCAUAUACCAAGAGAUGAAUCCAUCUUUCCGAAGACAGUCUGCCUCUUAUGAAGAUAUAGUUACAGACUUGUGUGCCAGUUUGCAUACCAAGCUAAAUAGUGUUCUGAAAAAGGCAUGUAAGAGUCCCUUCUUCUUCUACCUUGUUGAAACAGAAGACAAACUAUUCUUUUCAAGAACAAAGAGCAUUCUGAGGAAAGGAGGCCAUACAGAAACUGAACCUCAGCAUUUCUGUCAAGCUUUUCACAGAAUGCUUGAUACUCUAGUAGUCAUCAUCAGAAAUGAAGAUAUAUCAUCACAUUUGCAUGAGAUUCCUUCUCUGCUGAUGCUGAAGCACCUGCCUGGUGUCAUCUUUGCUGGUGUAGAUGACCCUGAAGAUGUUCUCAAUGACACACACCAAGAGCUGUUUCGCACAGGGGGCUUUGUGGUAUCAGAUGAUAGAAUACUAGAAACUAUUACAUUAGCUCAGCUAAAGGAAAUUGUCAAAAUCCUGGAAAAACUAAAUGGACAUGGAAGAUGGAAGUGGUUGCUUCACUACAGAGAAAAUAAAAAACUAAAGGAAGGUCUAAGAAUGGAUUCAGUUGCUCAUAAAAAGAACUUAAUAUUGAGAUCAUACCAGAGUGCAAAUAUCAUUGAAUUGCUUCCCUAUCACCACUGUGACUCUCAGUCACAAACAAAAGCAGACAGUUUAAAAUGUUUGAUAAACCUACAAAUUCAGCAUGUGGAUGCCAGAUUUGCUAUCUUUCUAACAGAUAAGCAUAUCUCCAGUGAAGUCUUUGGUAACAAUGGAAUCCUUGCUACAGAUAUAAAUCACUUCAUUGAGAACAUACAAAAAGUAGCAGCUCCAUUUAGAAGUAGCUAUUGGUGAUUUAGCUGGAACAUGCCUACAUGUGGAGGAUGCUCACCAACAACAGUAUUUUCCUCCGAUUUAAAAAAAAAAAAACCAACAGUCUCCUCGUAUUUGCAAACUCUGUGUGCUACAUCUUGAUGUUUUCCUUUAUUUUUAUAUUUUGCUGUAAUGCCUUUUAAAGUGACAGUUGCCAUUAGAUUUGGGUUUGCAGUGUUGAAUACUUUAUUUUUUUUUUCAAACAUUAUGUUUUCAGAGCUAUAAACUGAUCAAGAAUUUUGCAACAUAUUUAUUUAGUUGGAGCAGAAGUAUUUUGACACUUAGCUGUUUUUGCAUGUUAAUGUCAAAAAAGCAUUCAAAGUGCUUGUGUGGUGUUUUCAGUUUUACCACGCUAUAAAAAACUGCACUUUUAAAUGGUUUUGCUGUUAAACAAGCAACACUACAUACCUUUUUCUAAAUGAUACCCAUUUAUAAACUUUUCCACUUAGUUCUUAAUACUACACUACAAAAAAUCAACCACUUGAGAAUCAUUUAUUUAUGAUAUUAGAAGUAAUUUCUACAGCAAUCUUUAAAACAAAACUAUUUGUAAGAGAUGCAUAGUAUCUAUUUGGAGCAGUUUUUAU
Messenger RNA from Octodon degus (degu), 8289 nucleotides. RefSeq names its product family with sequence similarity 208 member B (gene Tasor2). The record is from RefSeq and is a predicted model, not a curated record. The transcript has 19 exons. Gene Ontology annotation, biological process: negative regulation of gene expression, epigenetic. Bases 401 to 7687 code for a protein of 2428 amino acids. Lineage: Eukaryota; Metazoa; Chordata; Mammalia; Rodentia; Octodontidae. Gene Ontology annotation, cellular component: nucleoplasm.